Messenger RNA from Prorocentrum cordatum, 886 nucleotides. Lineage: Eukaryota; Dinophyceae; Prorocentrales; Prorocentraceae. The record is from the annotation of a GenBank genome assembly.
CUCCAGCCGCUUGGGCUCAAGCUCGCUUCGCAGGCGCCCCCCUGGUUCCGCCGCAGCGUUUCCGAUGCCGGCGGCGAUGGGAGCCCGCACCGCGGCGCUCGAGGUGGCGCGUGGCGCCCUCCUCGCGGCGCACUCGGUGGCUGGGCUCACAACUGGCUGCCCAGACUUGCGCGAGUCCCUCCGCAUGAUCAGGGCGGCCGAGGGCAUGCUGCGGGCGGCGGUGGCCAUGCUGGUCAGACCCUCCUCUGCGCUUGCCGUGGCGCCCCAGGCGAGGCCCGCUGCUGCUCCUCGGCGGCGGCGGCGGCGGCCCCGUGGCCGCGGCGGCAAGACGGGCGAGGCAGCGAAUGACAAGCAUGGCGACGCCGUUAAAGGCAUGGAGUUGGAGACUGGGGCAGACAGGGAUGCGGAUGCGGGGGCCGCUGCACCGCCUGCGCCGCUGCUGGAGGACGACGCCCGGGCCGACGAGCUGCCGCUGGUGCGGCGGGGCGACGGCCCGCCUUCCAGAACAGCCUCGGGCAAGGGCAAGGACAAAGGCACGGGCAAGUCUGGCGUCAUGAACGAUGUUUGGGCGGAUGUUCUGCCUGUGCGGCCGCCCCCGCGCCGCCCUGGGCUGCCUGGCGCUUUGACGCUUCCUAGUCGUGAGUCGCCUGGAGCCUAGCUCGGCGGCCAGGCGGGGGGCGCCGUGGGGCUCUUGGGAACGUCCGUGACGGCCGAGGACGUCUCGGCGGCGCCGCGGCGCGGCGCUGGGGCGGCAGCUGUCGGUGCGCCUGCGCCUCUUGAUCGAGGUCGGCAUCGAUAAGUCCUUCCUCGAGUUGUUCUGAGCUCGCGAGCUCGCGGGCCGUGACCUUCCGCUGCGGACGUCGUCCCCGGUGCUGCUUCUUCUUCU